This is a messenger RNA of Clunio marinus, 1237 nucleotides long. The record is from the annotation of a GenBank genome assembly. NCBI's taxonomy places the organism in Eukaryota, Metazoa, Arthropoda, Insecta, Diptera, Chironomidae.
CUUGCUCAAUUUGUUAAUUGCUCAUAAUUCAACAAUUGUCUGCGUUUACAAUCUUCGUUAUUGUUUGUCAAAAUAUAAUGAAAUAACAUCUUUCAAGUUGGAGUUAUCUCAACUUUUCAAAAUGCAGUCAAAGUCAAUUGUUUUAGGCGUUUCCAUUGUUACUGCCGGCAUAUGCGGUUGGUUUGCUUACAAGUACAUACGGAAGAGAAUAAGAAACACUCCACCUAAAAAGUCUGUUCCAAUCAAAAUUCAAUCAAAAAUGACACAUAGGGAGCUAAUAUCAAAGUAUUGUUCCAGAUGGCGAAAAGUUGGCGAAUUGACUGACAUGAUGUGCUACCCAAUAAAGUCUUGCGGAUUCAUCAGACGUGAAGAGUUCGAUUGCACAACGAUUGGAUUUCAAUUCGAAAAUAUUCGCGAUCGCAUUUUUAUGAUUGUAAACGCUGAUGGUGAAUUUGUAACUGCUCGAACUUAUCCAAAGCUUUGGCAAGUCACUCCUGACAUUGACGGAGAUAUUAUGAUACUCUCUGCUCCAGGCAUGAUCAAUUUAACUGUUGAUGUUGCGAGAUUAUUAAAGAUCAAACCUAUCAAAGCUCAAGUAUGGGGCGAAACUGUUUCAGCUGUUGAUGCUGGAGAAGAAAGCGCUCGUUGGUUUUCUCGUUUCAUCUUUCAAGAAGAUUUUGGAUUGCGUUUAGUUUUUUAUCCAUUAUCCAUUCCUUCACGGAAAGUAAGAGCUAAGAACAAAAUUUUCGAUACAGCUAUUAAAUCUGAUACAGGAGCUUAUCACGAUGCAACAAGUUUCAUGUUAAUCAAUGAAAGCUCCAUAGCGGAUCUUAACAGUCGACUCAAAUCUCCAGUUUCAAAACUUCAAUUCCGUCCAAAUUUUGUUAUGAAAGGAGCGCCAGCUUUCGAAGAAGACAAAUGGAGAUGGAUAAGGAUUGGUGACGUUAUUUUCCAGAAUGUUAAGCCUUGCACAAGACAUGAAAACGAAUUCAUGUUCUCGAAAAGGAAAUUCAGAAAAGAUUUCUUAACUUAUCUCAGGUGCCUUUUCAUCAACAUCGACCCGGAAACAGCUGAAAGGAAUCCCGAUCAAGAGCCAUUGAAAACUUUACAAUCCUAUCGUACGUUUCCUAAAACAGGUUCAAGUCCAGUCAUGGGAAUUCAUUUGGGUCUUCGAGGUGAAGGAAAAGUUAACAUCGGUGACAGCAUUUAUGUUGAAGAAUUGAAAUUUGAUACUUAA